AUGAAGCUUUGGGAUUCGAAUAGAUAUGAUGAUCAAGGAACAAUGGACGAGAGUAGUCCUUUUGACGAUUUGUUCAAAUUGUCAAGGACUCAGCGUCUUUAUGCUUUUGGAAUUUGGAUGUACGCUGCUUGUUCUACAACAGCACAAAGAGGUGCACUCGAUUGGUAUAAACCAUUUCAUGAUGCUACCAAACCAAUUUUUGAAAAAUUAUAUGCAUCAGUAGCUGACGGGACUGAAACGCGACGGACGUUAGAAAAAAAUUCGUCGCCUACAUAUCGUGAAGAGCUAGAAGAAGAACUAAGAGAAAUUAGGGAAAGUGAGAUUUGGAGAGCUGGCAAAACU
Molecule: messenger RNA, 342 nt
Organism: Dentiscutata heterogama
Lineage: Eukaryota; Fungi; Glomeromycota; Glomeromycetes; Diversisporales; Gigasporaceae
Source: the annotation of a GenBank genome assembly